Molecule: messenger RNA, 2012 nt
Organism: Musca domestica (house fly)
Lineage: Eukaryota; Metazoa; Arthropoda; Insecta; Diptera; Muscidae
Gene: Sgsh
Product: N-sulphoglucosamine sulphohydrolase
Exons: 2
Coding region: 320-1888 (522 amino acids)
Molecular function (GO): arylsulfatase activity
Source: RefSeq, a predicted model, not a curated record
UAAAAUACGAAAGAAAGAAAUGAAAGAAAACACACAAAAAAAACAAGAUCAAACAGAUACAAAAGCCACCAUAAAACAAUAACAACAAAUGAAAGGCGCAUUGUGCCGGUGAACUGCAGGGGAGGAGUGUUCCCGGCAAGAAAUAAAUGAAAGAAUGAAAGUCAUUUGGGGAUUUCGGAUAAAAAAAACGAACAAGACAUCCAUAGUCCAGUUGAAGAGUUGAAAUCAAAUUUCAGUCUUGGUUUGGAAGUGGAGGAGAAUGAUUGGAAAGCGGUUUUAAAGGGCUAGGAGUAACAAAUAAAUCAACUACACAUUCACCAUGAUCAACUUUUGGAAGUUUCUAUUGUUCGGCGUUUUGAUUAGCUUCGCCACAGCGGGGGAAAUUAAAAAUGUUUUGCUGUUGUUGGCCGAUGAUGCUGGCUUUGAGAUGGGCGCUUACCUCAACAAGUAUUGCCAAACACCAAAUUUGGACAAAUUGGCCCGCAAGGGUUUGUUGUUCAACAACGCCUUCACCUCGGUCAGCAGUUGUUCACCAAGUCGUGCCCAGAUUUUGACUGGCCAAGCCAGUCAUGCCAAUGGAAUGUAUGGUCUGCACCAGGGAGUUCAUAAUUUUAAUGUUUUACCCGGUACCGUUUCGUUACCAAAUAUCUUGAGAAACAAAUCCCAAGGGGGAAUUCUAAGUGGCAUAAUUGGCAAGAAACAUGUUGGUUCCGGGGAGGAUUUCAAAUUUGAUUUUGAACAGACCGAGGAGCAGCAUAGCAUUAAUCAAAUUGGACGGAACAUCACUCGCAUGAAAUUGUACAUCCGAGAAUUUUUGCAAAAUGCCAAGAAGCAGGAGAAACCAUUCUUCUUGAUGGUAGCCUUUCAUGAUCCGCAUCGUUGUGGCCACAUAACACCGCAAUAUGGAGAGUUUUGUGAACGCUGGGGUUCUGGGGAGGAGGGUAUGGGUUCCAUACCGGAUUGGACGCCCAUCUACUAUGAUUGGCGCAAUCUGCAAGUACCAGCCUAUUUACCCGAUACCGAUGUGGUGCGUCAAGAAUUGGCUGCGCAAUAUAUGACCAUGUCGCGUUUGGACCAGGGAGUAGGUGUUAUGCUGAAGCAGUUACAAGAAAUGGGUUUUGAGGACGAUACCCUGGUCAUAUUUACUUCAGAUAAUGGACCACCAUUCCCCUUGGGGCGUACCAACCUCUACGAACAUGGCAUAAGGUCACCCUUCAUUAUGACCUCACCCAAUCCCACAGAUCGCCACCAGCAGACCACGGCAGCCAUGUCUUCACUGCAGGAUAUUUUCCCAACCGUUUUGGAUGUUUUCAAAAUUCCCCUGGAGAAUUCCAGUAACAAUUCCUAUACCAAAUCUCUGUUACCAUUGCUCAAGGAAGAACCGGCAACCAAUGAAAAUGAUAGCGUUUUUGGCUCACAAAACUAUCAUGAAAUCACCAUGGACUACCCCAUGCGCAUGAUACGCACCCGACGUUAUAAACUGAUACACAACCUAAAUUAUUGGUCCUACUUCCCAAUAGAUCAAGAUUUUUAUACCUCCCCGACGUUCCAGCAAAUCCUCAAUGCCACAAUGCACCAUCAACAGUUGCCAUGGUAUAAAAAUCUAUUGGGCUAUUAUCAGAGGCCCGAAUGGGAGCUGUACGACAUCAAAGCGGAUUCCCUGGAGAGAUAUAAUCUGGCCGAUAAACCCAAAUAUAAGGGCGUUUUGAAAGAUUUGAAGCAACGUCUGCUGAAAUGGCAAGUCGAUACGAAUGAUCCGUGGCGUUGUGCCCCACAUGCUGUACUCCAGGCUCAGGGUGUUUUCAAAAAGAAUCCCGUCUGCCUGUCUCUGGGACAUGAGGCUUUGGUCAAGCAUGUUACUCACUAUGAGAAAUAUAUUUUAUUGUAAAAUUUAAAAAAAAGAACAAAUUUAUUAAACAUUUAUCAACAAACAUUAGUUCAGUAUUUCGAAAUAAAUUUUAAAUUUUUUGUAAAAAUAAAUUUUAACUUUAAUUUGUGUAGAGCGUACACUA